AUGGACUCCAAUCCCCCUGCCCAGCAUGUCUCUUCUAUAACGUCGCCGUCGAGCACUCUCAAGCGGUGCCGCUCCUCAGAUCGCUUCCAGAGAAAGUUCAAUCCCGCUUGUAUGCCACCAUUACCCCCAGUUCAGGGCGAUCUUAUACUCCAGGUCUAUACACACAAGUCUCUCCGCCGUCCCAAUGUUCCUCCGGCUGUGGGCGGCGACAACGAGGUUCUGUCCACGCUGGGAAGACCCGUUUUUGAAGUCGCGUUGACUCACUGCCUGUUCAGGAGGCGCCCAUUUCUAAAUGCGUCACAAAUAUCUAAAUCUCUCGAGAUUCUUUUGUCUAGCUCUAUGAUCGAUGACUGGGUUAAGUUUUAUAAGCUAAGAACUAGGUUGCUGUGUCACCCGAGUGUCUUUCCCUCGCUUCAGCUUCCCGAGGAGACGAGAUCUCUAUUUUAUGCAUAUGUUGGUGCCCUAUUCUUGUCUUCUGGGGUGCAGGCCGUGGAUUAUUGGGUUGCUAGCUUAAUUCAACAAGAGUUGCAUGUCCUCCCCCAUGCACUUGAGUCUGAAGCCGAUGCGAAACCGCAAGCGGAAAUACCGGCACCCAAGAGAGCAAAGAGCGAGCUCCCGUUUGCUUUAUCGUCUGCUAUGGCUCCUCCCAUUUUCUUUGCAUCGCAGCCUCCUCCUUCACCGCCAUUGCCAUCAGGGAUGCGACAUGCUGCGCCCAGUGGACUGCCACCCAAGCCUGCCCCGCCUACGAAUAAGCCGGCUGCUUUGCCGCCCAAUCCAAUGGCGCCAGCGCAGCCUAAUCUACCGUUCCUUCCGUUGUUCAAGCAAGCUGCUGCACAACGGCGGGUAACUGUAGACUACCUGGCAGAGUUCAUAGGGCCCUCGCACGCGGGGCAAUGGGUGGUGAAAUGUAUAGUCAAUGGCAUAUUCAAAGGAGAAGGUACGGGUGGGAGCAAGCAAUUAGCCAAGGAAGAUGCAGCCCGGAAGGCGUAUUACUCAAUGGGCUGGACAUAA
Messenger RNA from Psilocybe cubensis, 1011 nucleotides. RefSeq lists its product as uncharacterized. Lineage: Eukaryota; Fungi; Basidiomycota; Agaricomycetes; Agaricales; Agrocybaceae. Gene Ontology annotation, biological process: RNA processing. The transcript has 4 exons. Gene Ontology annotation, molecular function: ribonuclease III activity. The record is from RefSeq and is a predicted model, not a curated record. Bases 1 to 1011 code for a protein of 336 amino acids.